Penicillium antarcticum is the source of this 1839-nucleotide messenger RNA. Its product is annotated as serine hydrolase domain-containing protein. Lineage: Eukaryota; Fungi; Ascomycota; Eurotiomycetes; Eurotiales; Aspergillaceae. The transcript has 4 exons. The record is from RefSeq and is a predicted model, not a curated record. Bases 1 to 1839 code for a protein of 612 amino acids.
AUGCAUUCUAUUUCAACAUCGACCAUCAUCUUUACAUUAGUCUGUGCCCUCUUAUGCGUCGCAGAUGCAAUUCAAUCACCACCACCUCUCUCCUCAUGGACCGGCUGCGUGCCAUAUGGGCCACUUUUGCCGCGUCCGACUAAUCUGGCAAAUGCCAAGAUUAUUCAGAAUGCAACGGCUAGUCUGAGUAAGAGCCUUGACAAAGCUCUAGCAGGCAAGAUUAAGGCUGGGUUUGACGUGGACAAGACGUCGUUCUCAUUAGGAUUCAUCUCUCAGCGAGGAAAGGACACCAGUUCUACAAAAGAUGGCCUUGUUUGGUCAUAUCAUCACCUUGGGAAGAAUAACAUCAAUGGAACGAAAAUCGUCGAUGAGAACUCGCAGUAUUUGAUUGGAUCAGUAUCCAAAUUAUUCACGGACAUCUUGUUGCUGAAGUCAAACAUCAACUUGGAUGAUCCUAUAACCAAAUACUUGCCAACUCUUCAGGGAUCCCAGUCAUUGAUCCAGUGGGACAACAUCACACUAUCCGCUUUAUCCAAUCAUCUCGCAGGAAUACCUUCGAAUCUUCCUUCCUCAUUCGACUACUAUUCUUUACACUCAGUCUACGAGCAGCUCGGGUUCCCAGUUCUUAGCAAUGCAAGCUACCCCGAAUGUGGGGUAACUGGCCUUAACCGCGCAUGCGAUGAAACACAGAUACUCAAGAUGAUGAGUAGCGCGCUGCCUGUGGAGCUGCCCUAUAGCCAGCCAGUUUACUCUUCUGUGGCCUUCACAUUACUCGGUUUGGCCUUGGACGCUGAAACAGACAAAGCCUACAGCCACUUAUUGAAUGAAACAAUCAUCGAGCCGCUUGGUAUGAAAAAUACGGGCGUCUCUCCUGGGGUAUAUGACCAAGCAGUCAUCCCUCCUCUACCUGCCGGAGAGCAAGGAUGGGGAGCGGAUUAUGGAGCCAAUGCCCCGGGUGGCGGACUCUAUUCUUCUCUGGGUGAUCUAUCGAUCUUGAUGAGAAGCAUCUUAGACUACACCAUUCUUGGUACCCCAGACCAAGUCCGACAAUGGCUUAAGCCGCAAUCAAUGACGUCUUCAAUCAACAAUCUAGUUGGUCGGCCAUGGGAAAUACAGAGAACAGAGAAUCUAGUUCCCAAUAAUCCACAUACAGUGGACAUCUUUGCGAAAAGUGGCGGAGCACAGGGCUAUGUGUCCCAGUUCUCGGUUGUCGACCAGUAUGGGGUUGGCUUUAUUGUUCUAACAGCCGGCCCCAGAGAAGCGCCAACUGCGUCAAUCCUAAACGAAGCCAUCAUCUCAGCCUUAAUCCCCGCGGUUGACGCGGAAGCUCGUCGACAGGCAGAAAGAUAUACCGGGACUUAUACGCCAGUGUUUUCCAUCAGCACGGAAACAGCUGAUCCUGAAUUCUCGCCCAAGUUGGUACUAUCUAUGGAUAAUGGAACAGGCAUCAAGCUAGAAUCUUUGUCAAGAAGUGGAUCUGAUAUACUGAAAGGUAUUCAAAAGAUCUGGGCCUCGCUCUUGCCCCAAGUUGGUAUUUUGAAUCCCGAUAUGCGCAUAUAUCCUACUGAAAUUGAACGACCGGUCGAGAACCAAAAUGACGUGGUCUAUCAAGACUGGCGGAUCAGCUUUGAUAUCGUACCUUCUGACAAUGCUGCUAUUUCUGAUCUACCAGGACAGGGAAAACUGUCGAAUAUGUGUUCCUCUUGGCAGACUGUCGACUGGCUUUACUAUGGUGGAAAAGCUCUUGACCGCAUUGUCUUCAAAGUCAACAAGACAGAUGGAACCGUAAUUGGGGUUAAUAUUCCGUUUUUACGGAGUGGAUUGCUUGCAAAAAUGUGA